GACCGACGCGACCUACGCGUCUGUCGGAGGAGGCUGCGGUCCGUGCGAGUGCCAGUGUAGAGGAUAUUAAACAGCAGACGACUAUACAAUAGGUUUCAUAAUCUUGUGAGGCGUUGCGAAGCCUCUGAGUAUGAUUCAUUUGUAAAUCCCCAUUAUGUCGGACGACAGAAGUGAGAACUUCGCCGCUUCGCGCUUCGUCAGUCUCCUGGAAAGUGCUGCAGCGGAGCGUGCGGUCGUGGAGCAGGACUUGCGGUCGCUGGAAACUCACAGCUCAGAACCUCUGAGAGAUGAAAUCUCGAGCGUGGAAAAUGAACUUGCUGCUCUGAAAACAAGACAAAACGGUGCUUUAGAUGAUCUUCACACAUUGAAGGCUGCGGCUGACAGUCUGCAGACCCAAUCUGAACAGUUCGUGAAAGCAAACGAAGAAGCUUCUACGAGAAUUAUAGACCUUUCAACAAAAAUUUUUCAGGAAAGGUCUUCAAGGCUUCAGAAAUUGACCACUUUUGAGCAGUAUAUCAAUGGGAUUCAUAACGCGUUGGAAAAAAUUGUAUGGACUCCAGAGGCUCUUGAAAGGUUGGCAGCAACCCUGAGGAUGCAACUGCCAGAGUUAGAGCAGCGUUCUGCAUGCUUGGAUUCGCAUCGAGAGAGCAAACGGGCUGAGCUGGAUCAGUUGCAGGGGCAGAGCACUAACUGCUCGGCAGAAGAUGUUGCAUUUAAACCUGAGGAGCAGCAAGCAAUCCUACAAAUCUUCAGAGAAGAGGUCAGCAAACUUCAGACUAUGCUUAGGCGUCUCACAUUGCAGAAAAAGCACUUGAAGGAAGAGGUUGAUCGUCUUUCACGUAUGGGUAGUUAGCUCACCAUAAAUGACCAUGCCCAACAUGCCAAAGAGCCUGUGAUAACUGCCACUAAUCGCACUAUACCUGGUGUACCUUAAUUUAUAGUCAUAUACAUGACCUUGCUGAACUAUUUUACUUUCUAUAGAUUGAUGUAGCACUCAACUUUUGUUUUAUUAUACGUCAUGGAAAAUUACCAUGAUGAAUGAAAUAAAACAUUCCAGCAAA
Dermacentor andersoni is the source of this 1061-nucleotide messenger RNA. RefSeq lists its product as uncharacterized. Lineage: Eukaryota; Metazoa; Arthropoda; Arachnida; Ixodida; Ixodidae. The record is from RefSeq and is a predicted model, not a curated record.